Nematostella vectensis (starlet sea anemone) is the source of this 1894-nucleotide messenger RNA. Its product is annotated as arginine kinase. The record is from RefSeq and is a predicted model, not a curated record. Gene Ontology annotation, molecular function: creatine kinase activity. NCBI's taxonomy places the organism in Eukaryota, Metazoa, Cnidaria, Anthozoa, Actiniaria, Edwardsiidae. Gene Ontology annotation, biological process: phosphocreatine biosynthetic process. Bases 294 to 1724 code for a protein of 476 amino acids. The transcript has 4 exons.
GUAGGCUCUAGGAUGACAUAGAUAAUGGUCUAAAAAUCUGGCGUAAAUUAUAGAAUGAUCGCCAUUCCAUUUGCGUUUUAUUUAUCAAUGCUGCUGCGAAUUUAAUUUGGUUUAGUAGAGUUUGUCAUCUGAUAAAACAUGAACCGUCAAGCGUCUGUGGAGUUGGGAACAGCAGCAUAGAGAUACGGGCGGAUAGGCUGUCUGAUUUUGGGACGACGUGUCGCAGGCGUUAUCACUUUCGGAUCGAAACAAUUUUACCCAUUAGAGAACCAAUCAUUCUGCUCUUUCCAUAUAUGGCGUGUAAUGUGCGGCUCUAUAUGUGUACUGAUUUCACGAGCUUCACUCAGAAGGUAGACACACUGCGGAAGACCUUGUACUUGUCUUUUUCUCAGGUCCUUCAGUCGACCCUAUUAAAGGGUUGUGGUUUGUCUGUUUUCACCCAGAUGCCUUGUUUGUGUUGUGGAAGACGCAAUAAGAUUGACUUAGCUGAGGAAGAACACGAAGAAGUCAUCACUCCAGCAAAAGACAGCACCAUGCCGUAUGUUGUACAAGGAACCCCAGAGGCUGCAAAGGCAGACUUGGACUUUGAUCUGGUGAUGAACGCCAGUCUUGCCAAGAAUGAAUACCCCAAGGACAUUAUUGAGGCAGCCAUGAAAUCAGAGCGCUGUCCCUUGGGUCUCAAGUUCUGUACACCUGAGGUCUGGGAGAAGUACAAGGACACUAAGUCUUCUGGCCCUGCCAAGUGGACUUUGGCUCGUGCUAUCAAUACAGGCGUCUGCUAUCCAACUUCUUUCAUGGGCUGCCAUGCAGGCGACAAAGAAUCCUACGACGACUUUAAGGACUUCUACUACCCUGUCAUCCAAGCCUAUCACAAGGGCUUCGAUAUCAACACAUCCAAGCACGUAACCGACAUGGACCCGGAGAAAAUCUCGACUGAACUGAGCGACUCUGCCAAGGCUAAGAUCAUCUCAACCCGCAUCCGUGUGGCCAGGAACCUGUCGAUGUUCCCCCUCAACCCUGGAGGCAGCAAGGAGUCGAGGCUGGAGAUCAUUGAUUUGAUGGCUAAGGUGUAUGACUCUUUGGGAGACGACCUCGCCGGUAACCUCUACAGACAUACGACCAUGACGGACGAGGAGCGGCAAAAACUAGUGGACGACCACUUCCUCUUCCGUGGGAAAGAUAAGAUGCAGGCGGCGUCGGGAUACCACGAGUUUUGGCCCGAGGGUCGCGGGAUCUUCAUCAAUAAGGCCAAGACCUUCCUGAACUGGAUCAACGAGGGUGACCACCUGAGGAUCAUCUCCAUGGAGAUGGGUGGUGACGUCAAGGGAGUCUUCACAAGGCUUUCAAGAGGAGCAAAAGCGAUCGAGGACGGAGUGAAAGAAGCGACGGGAGCCAAGGAUGCUUUUAUGAUGCACCCAACAUUUGGCUCAGUCACCUGCUGUCCCACUAAUAUCGGUACAGGCAUGCGCGGGUCGGUGCAUAUUCUCGUGCCCAAGCUGAUCGCUAAGAUCGGCUUUGACGCAAUCGACAAAAUUUGCCGAGAGCGCAACUGCCAAGCUCGGGGCUCCACCGGAGAGCACUCGGAAGUCAUCGACCGCAUUGAUGUAAGCAACUGGCGUCGCAUCGGAUUCCCCGAGUAUCAACUGGUGGAUGACAUGAUUCAGUGUGUGAAUUUCCUUGCAGAGGAAGAAGACAAGCUACCUAAUGAGGAGGCGAGCGGAUAGACUCGAACUAAGCCAAACAAUUAGAACAGCUUUUUGAACUAUGCUAGAAGCCUUUGAAUAGACUAAUAUAGUGUGCGCGCAAGUGGCAUUGAAUGAAUAAGAAAGUAUUUAUUGCAAUGGGGUGUGAAUAAAAAAGGAUCGCUAUUAGAGGUGGUCUUUUUAAUACUUGA